Molecule: messenger RNA, 2442 nt
Organism: Naumovozyma dairenensis CBS 421
Lineage: Eukaryota; Fungi; Ascomycota; Saccharomycetes; Saccharomycetales; Saccharomycetaceae
Gene: SLS1
Product: Sls1p
Exons: 1
Coding region: 1-2442 (813 amino acids)
Cellular component (GO): mitochondrial inner membrane
Source: RefSeq, a predicted model, not a curated record
AUGUCGUCUUUCUUUCCGAAAUUAAGAAGUUCUCAAGGAAUACUGCCGAUUAAUUGGAAACGAAAUUUCAUAACACGAACACGUUGCAUUACCAUUGGAAAAUCAACUCGUACUAUUGUUCUAAUCCAUCCGUAUUCUAUUCCAAAUAUAUCGUCUUCCAUCAGAAACAAUCAGUUUCGAACUUACUCAACCUCAGAACCCGGUUUAUUCACUUCUAGUGAAAUUGACAGUGACAACAAUAAAAAGAAUGAAACCGGUGCUAUAGAACCCUCCUUAUCAUCAUCAGUACACACAUCUUCUAUUGAAGAAUCACAGCCCCUAAUAUCUCUUGAUAAUGUAAUAGACAAUAAGAGAGGUAGGAAAAUAAAACCUGAAAAGCAGAAAAUAGUUGUUUUAGAUUACAAACAAGCAGGUCUUUUAAAUGAUAAAAACGAUACUGUACAUAAUAAUAGAUACCAUAAUAGUACACGUUUAGAUGAAACGUACCAAAAUAUAUUUUUAUUGAAAGAUUUACCUGACUUGGAACCUUUCAUUCAAACCACAAGUAGGAAACAUAUUAGCAAACAAAGUGCUCUUACUCAAAAAAAUGCAGAAGAUCAUACCAAGAAGGGAUCAGACAAGAAGACUGCAAAGACCACUACCAACAGCAAGUUAAGUACAUUUGAUUUGCAAGAGAUUGAAUCUCAAACUAAUGAUUUAUUAAGAUUUGAAAGUUCGGUAACUUUAUCACAAGUAAUGAAAUCAAUAGAUUCACAAAAACCGUUAACGAAAGUAAUCUCACAUUACGAUUUUUCAGACCUUUACAAUAAAUUAGCAUUAUCGUAUACCUUGCCACAAUUAAGAGCUUACACAAAAUUAAACUAUAAUUAUUCACUGACACAUUUAACCAAGAAGAAAAUCAUUAAUAGAAUAAUUUUAAAAUUUUGGGAUUGUCGAAUAAUAACAACAAAUGAAGACUCAACUGAGCAAAAGGAGGAUAUAUCCCUUAUCAAUCGUCAUAAGCAGAAAAAGAUUACAAAGACAUAUGAGGUUUCAACGAUAGAUUUAAAACAUACAGAAUUAGCAUUGUUAAUCUUCACAGAACGUGGUAAAUUAUUGAAGAAUUUAACUAAGAUGAAUGACGUUACUAUUGCAUUCCCAUUGGAUGAAAAUAAAUUGAUUAUUAAAGCAGUAUCCAGAAAAAUUAUAAAUUAUUUAGAAAUUUCCAUAAGGAAAAUAUUAUCAAAUGUUACUAAUGAAUUCAUUGAUUGUCAUUCUCUCUUCCAAAAAUUGAGUAUUCCUCAGAUUAAUAAUCUGAUUAAUUUAAUUGAAAUUAAUUCAGGGACAGUUUUUGAACAAAUUGAUAAAAAUAAUAAUAAUAAUAAUAAUAAUAAUAGUAAUAAUAGUAAUAAUAGUAAUAAUAAUAUUAAUGAAAUGAUUUUCAAAGUCUCUGCAUUCGGGCAGAAGAGAAUUGAAUUUGCCAAAAGAUUACUGUACUGGGGUACGUAUGAAGAUAAUAAUCUGAUUGAAAAAACAGUAUUAUGCGUACCUCAUUCAAUUCGAGAAACAGAACCAACUUUCAAAAAAUAUUCGUAUAAUGAUAUGGAAUCGUUCAAUUGGAUAGACAAAAAUAAGGAUUGGUAUAGACUACAAACUCCAUAUUCCUUACAUAACAAUAACAAACCUACAGUAUUAAUUCCAAGCAAUCCAAUUAGAAUAGAUGAAGUAAACGAUUUCAAGGACUUUUAUUUUAAUUUUGAUAAAAAGAAAAAUGAAUUACCUCAUACAGCAAAUGACCAUACUUCAAUCAGUAUGACGUUAGGCGUAAUAUUAAAUUCAAAAGACUCAACAAAACCAUGCUUCCAACCAUAUAUUCCUCAACUCAAACAAAAAUUACUGCAUCUUCCCUUAUUUAAUCCAACUGAAACCCAAGAUGAGUUAUACUCCAUUGACAAACAUGAUUAUUAUCUUCAAUUAAAAUUCAUUCCAAUAUCACAUUCUAUAACAGCAGCUUAUCCUAUAGAAUUAUGGUUUGAAUUAGAUGAGUUAGAAAACAUUCAAACAGAAACGCUUCAAGUAAUCACGCCCAGAUUAACAUGGUCAUUCCAAUUGCAAACACCAACAUUAUCACAUGAUUUUGCAAUAAAUUUUGAACAUUAUGAAACGAUGACCAAAGAAAUGGAAAAUAGAAUUCAUGACACAGAUUUGAAUCUGAAUUCAAGAGAUAAUAAAUUGAAUGUACCUAAUGUGAUUAGUUUGAAUGGAACUCAAUACAGAUUUAUUAAUUCCCAGUAUCAUCGUGUUUUAAGAUUAAAAUAUUUGAAUAAAUAUUUAGUACAAAUGUCCGAUAUCGAUUCUGGUACCAUGGGUGGGAAAUUCACAAGAGUAGACUUUAUAUAUGGUGAUAACGACAAUAAUAUUGGUAAUGUUAAUGGAUUUAUUAAUGAUGUAUUGAACUUUUAA